ACGUGUUUGUGAAUCGAACACAAAUUAUACAGUUAGGUAUUAAUUUCACUUCUUUGAUCUGGUUGGAUCUUAGACAUACUUUUCUCCAAUCCAUUCCCCACUAAAUAGACUUUAGUAGGCUCCAAGUCUUUGCUGAUCAAUGAUAUAUAGACUCAUCUUCUUUCUCUCUUUUUUUAACAAAUCAGUAUAUCUUCUUGAAAGUUUUCAUGAUAACAAUGUCAUAUUUGUGUUUACACUUUCUCUUGGUACUCUUACUUUCAAGCGUCUUAAUGAUAAAUGGUGGACUUGCUGGUUGUCAUCACCACCAGAUUCAAUCACUUCUUCUGUUCAAGAACGAGUUUGAUUCUCGCAGUUGCAACCGCAGAGACUACUUUAACGGAGUCCAGUGCGAUAACACGACAGGCGCAGUCACAAAGUUACAUAUCCCAAGCGGUUGUCUCACUGGUAUACUCAAGCCAAAUAGUAGUCUCUUUGGAUUUAACCAUCUUCGUUAUCUUAAUCUCUCUCACAACAACUUCACGUCUUCAUCACUCCCUUCAGAAUUCAGUAAUCUCAACAGAUUAGAGGUUUUGUCUCUUUCCUCUAAUGGCUUCACUGGUAAAGUUCCUUCCUCUAUUAGUAACCUAAGCCUGCUUUCCUCUUUAGAUAUUUCCCAAAACGAGCUCACCGGUAGUUUUCCACUUGUACAUAAUCUCACCAAGCUUUCUAUUUUAAACAUUUCCCAUAAUCACAUCUCUGGAAACAUCCCUUCUUCUCUACUCAUGAUGCCUUUCUUGUCAAUAGUUGAUUUGACUGGGAACCAUCUCACCGGUUCUAUUGACAUUCCAAACUCCUCCUUUUCAUCUAAGCUAGAGAGCCUACGCCUUGGAGAUAACGAAUUUGAUGCACAAAUCCUAGAGCCUAUCUCAAAGUAUACCACCCUCAAAGAUCUUGAUCUUUUUUACCUAAACACAAGCUACCCAAUUGACCUAAGGAUCUUCUCCUCUCUCAAGUUAUUGACAAAUCUUCGUUUAUCCGGAAACCAAUUAUUACCAGCCAGUUUAAGCUCACGUUCAAACAUCCCACUGAACUUGGAGAACCUGGCCUUGUCGGGCUGUGGCAUCAGUCAGUUCCCAAACGCCUUGAAGCGCCUUCAAUCCUUGGAGCUUUUAGACAUUUCCAACAAUCAGAUCAAAGGGAAAGUCCCUGAGUGGUUAUGGAACCUUCCUCGUCUGCGAACAGUCAGUCUUGCCAGUAACUAUUUGACAAGUUUUGAAGGUAGGGGAGAUGUUUUAGAGAAUUCGUCAGUGAAGAUUUUAGAUUUGGCUUUAAACCAUUUCACUGGACCAUUACCUAACCCACCACUCUCUAUCAACCUUUUAUCUGCAUGGAACAAUACUUUCACAGGAAACAUACCUCUUGAAAUAUGCAACCGAAACUCUCUUACUGUUCUUGAUCUAUCCUACAACAACUUAACCGGUGCAAUUCCUCAAUGUUUGAGUAACUUCCGAGACUCUCUCACUGUAGUGAAUCUUCGGAAGAAUAACUUGGAAGGAAGUAUUCCGGAUAUGUUCCAUGAUGGUGCCUCGCUGCGGACACUUGAUGUUGGCUAUAAUCAACUAACCGGGAAGCUUCCAAGAUCUCUUAUGAAUUGCUCCUCGCUCAAGUUUGUAAGUUUGGACCACAACAAGAUUAAAGACACAUUUCCUUUCUGGCUCAAGGCUUUGCCUGAUUUGCAAGCCCUUACCCUCCGUUCAAACAAGUUCUAUGGUCCUAUAUCUACUCCCGUUAAAGGUCCUCUCGCGUUUCCCAAGCUGCGCAUACUUGAAAUCUCAGAUAACAACUUUACCGGAAGUUUGCCACCAAAUUUCUUUGUGAAUUGGAAGGCAUCAUCGCUCCAAAUGGAUGAAGGUGGGAGAAUCUAUAUGGGAGACUACAACAAUCCUUACUAUAGCUAUGAAGAUACAUUAGAUUUGCAAUACAAAGGUUUAUUCAUGGAGCAAGGGAAGGUCCUUACUUCCUAUGCGACCAUCGAUUUUUCUGGGAACAAACUCGAAGGACAGAUUCCUGAAUCUGUUGGACUCUUGAAGGCAUUGAUUGCACUCAACCUCUCAAACAACCUAUUCACAGGUCAUAUUCCACUGUCUUUGGAAAAUGUUUCAGAGCUUGAGUCACUUGAUCUUUCAAACAACCGACUCUCAGGGACAAUUCCUGAAGGACUUGGGAGCCUCUCGUUUUUGGCGUACAUAAGCGUGGCUCAUAACCAACUCAAGGGUGAAAUACCACAAGGAACACAGAUUAUUGGGCAACCUAAAUCUUCUUUUGAAGACAAUGCAGGGCUUUGUGGUCUUCCUCUCGAAAAAACCUGCUUUGGCACUAGUGCACCUCCAAUACAAACUCAUAAGCAAGAAGAUGAAGAUGAAGAAGAAGGAGAACAAGUUUUGAACUGGAAAGGAGUGGCGGCUGGAUAUGGGCUUGGAGUAUUGCUUGGAUUGGCAAUAGCACAAGUCAUUGUUAACAUACAAGCGUUAGGAUCAUUUCGAUUUUUGCUUUUAAUCUCUCAAUGCCUAUCAAAUUGUUGAUAUGGUAAUGAAGAUGUCCCUCUAUGGUUUUUCUUGUAUCUUUUUCCAAUAAUGUAAGAAAAGGGUGAUUACUAGGUUAAUUAUGUUAUAUUAGCUUUGAGUGUUGUUUUGAAUGGCAAUUCACACAAGUCAGAGUGGUUCAUCAUUUGUUCAUAAAUCCAUUAGGAAAGAUUUUUAUUUUGCAUUCAAAGUCAAUAUAUGUUUUUGUCAUCAAGUUUCAUAUAUCAAAAGUCAAAACAGACAUAAAACGCCAAAAUAUCAACCCCGAGCUGAUAAACUCAGUAGAUUUGAUUUGUUUUCAUGCCCCUUAGGAUAUUUUUGUAUCGGGUUGGAUUCGGAUAUUUUUAGUUCGGGUUAGGUUAUUUCGGUGUCGAAUAUCAGUUAAAGCUAAUAUACUACCAAACCUAAGAACUUGCCUCAAGAGAAACUAGACUUAAACCAAAACGAAACCAAAGCUAUAACGAAGCAAUAUCGUGACGUACUGAAACCAUUUUCAACGAGGUAACUGAAGUUAUGACCAUCACCAUAGUUAUAGGUGAGCUUGUUGUUUGAGGAAGGAAGCUUUUGAAGAUACUGCGCAGCGAUGGAUGUGAAGUUGCCUUUCAAAUCGGAUUACUGUGCCUCGAGCCACGAAGCUGUAGAUCAAUGACUAUUGUUUUGCGCCAUUCUUUUGUAAGAAAAAAAAGAGGCAAUUUAUUAACGCUGAAAGCCUGAAACGCGUAGAGAAUCGAGGACUAAGUUGCAUUUGAUUUAGUCCUUGAAAUUUCUCGUCUGACUUAUUCCUCAACAACAUUGAUUUGUUAGUCGAUUUUCAUGACAUAUAAUUUCUUCUCCAGCUUUUUCCCCAUCUUAGACUCUGGAGGUGAAGCCAGAAGGAGAAUUUUGAAUUUAAGGUCUUUUUGGGUGGACACAUGAAUCCAUUACAAUAACGAAAAGUUCUGUUUUUUUUUUGGUGGGGGGGGGUCGUUUGGUUUCUUCAGCAAGAAAUUGAACCAUAUUCUCUGAUAACCCUGAUUUUUGGAAAAUAGAUUUUUUAGAAAAUAAUAAGGUCGGCGUAAUGGUUCGCAAGAAUCAGUGUUGAUACCACCAAUAAUAGCAAAUGCUGGCAAAAUGUCGAACAUUCAUACAUAUAUAUGGCCUAUACAAAACCAAUUUCAAAGAAGUACAAUCUAAGCAGAGAGAGAAACAUAGCAUGAGAAUUUAGAAACCACAAAAAAGAG
This is a messenger RNA of Brassica napus (rape), 3781 nucleotides long. RefSeq names its product receptor like protein 27-like. NCBI's taxonomy places the organism in Eukaryota, Viridiplantae, Streptophyta, Magnoliopsida, Brassicales, Brassicaceae. The transcript has a single exon. The record is from RefSeq and is a predicted model, not a curated record. Bases 207 to 2561 code for a protein of 784 amino acids. Gene Ontology annotation, molecular function: protein binding.